Lindgomyces ingoldianus is the source of this 1080-nucleotide messenger RNA. RefSeq lists its product as uncharacterized. The record is from RefSeq and is a predicted model, not a curated record. The transcript has 10 exons. The coding region runs from base 1 to 1080 and encodes 359 amino acids. NCBI's taxonomy places the organism in Eukaryota, Fungi, Ascomycota, Dothideomycetes, Pleosporales, Lindgomycetaceae.
AUGACGGAAAGGAAGAGCUUCUUUUAUGCUCAUGGUAAGUACAUGGAACUUGAGAAUUGUUUUGGUAAAUUGGGGUGGCGAGGGCCAACUACUUUGCGUAAACGGUUGACAUAUCUGCAUGUAUCUUUGAUUAUUGAAGGUGUUUACUCCCUUCACUCAUUAGUGAUUUCCUUUCGAAAAUAUAAGAUGGGUGGAGAGUCCUUGGGUUUUAGUUCACGUUUGGUGAAGGUUUGUGGAAAGCGCGCACAAACAGUCAUACAAUUAAGAAUUAGAUUAUCUCGAACACUUACCGAAUGUUUCACUCAUAGGAAUUCUCGUAGCGGGCCUCUUCACGCUCUCCCGAUCCCACUUCAAGCCCUCAAACAAUCAAACCCUGCAUUCAACCAUAAUUCCACUAUACAACCCUCAAGAUCCAACCUACAAUCCCAAUAUAGUUGUCCGAUGCUAAAUCCAGUAGGAAGAGAUGCCUCAAACGAAUUGAUACUACUUCACUGGCGCUGCCUGUACGCCCACCGUAUUCACACUAACGACUUCACAUCCACCACUUGCAGACGGCUGGAAACCGCCAGCAGCAAAAGGGUGUACAACACGCAAGCUUGGUACAAUAGCAAAUGCGGAAAACGUUCCCACAGCACCAACCUUCUUGUCCAAGCUAAGUGGAUGGUGGAGUCUGUUGGCUCUAAGGCUACUUGGCGCGAAAUUUACAUAUUUGACAUUGUAAAUGAGGCUCCGGGUGCCCAAACAUGGAGACAACUGUUAUCACUCAGUGUCUACAGAGACGAUGUGUGCCGAAUAUUUGCGAUAGCGAUAGGCUGUGUAAUUGCGAUCUUACCUCUACUUCUAGACGCAUGUUUGAUCCAUAUUAAACUUGGGGAUGGACUGAAAGGUGAAUCUUACUACCUGAGAUACAUGCCACCCUUGGCGGCUCCUAGCUUUCAGGUAGUGGAGGUAGGAUUAUUGAAGGUAUGUGCCAUUCUAUGCUUUCCCGAGAUUGAAAUCGUCGGAGCAAAGGAAAGAAAUGGUCACGGGUUCGGUCUCCUGAUCCAUCCUGCAUAUGAGGGAAUUAUGAACAAUACAUGA